Messenger RNA from Funneliformis geosporum, 3546 nucleotides. The record is from the annotation of a GenBank genome assembly. Lineage: Eukaryota; Fungi; Glomeromycota; Glomeromycetes; Glomerales; Glomeraceae.
AACAACGAUCAACGAGUUAAUGAUAAUAGACCCAUAGGUAGACCUAGAGGUCGUUUACGAGGACGUCCUCCGCGUCCUCGAGGAAGACCACGAGGUAGCUCACAAAGCCAAUUACAUUCAAUUUUAGCUUCUCAAGGUCAAUCCUUCAAUCAAACAGAUAUAAAUCUUGAAACUUCUGAUCCUGACAACUCAUUUAGAGACGAAAUUAGUUUAAAUGAACUGAUAAAUCAACAAAUACACUUUCAAAGUGAUCGACGUCCCAGAGGACGACCUCGUGGAAGUCGGACUAAUCAUCCAAUACGUAAUUUGACAUCGCAAACAACCGUACCUCACGAAGUAUCUCAAUCAGAUGCAAGAGAUGAAGUUAGCUCAAAUGAUGAAAUUACAAUUUCUCAAGAAGUUCCGCAUCAAAGUAGUCACCGUCCUAGAACACGUCCACGUGGAAACUGGGUUAAUUAUUCGACAAACAGAUUGCCAUUACAAAUGAAUACACAUCCAGACACUACUCGGUCUCAAGCUGAUAUUAACUUAUCAAGAGAUGAAGUUAUAGUGAAUGAUGACGUGCUUUCACAAGGUCAGGAUCCUCAAAAUGUUCAACGUUCUAGAGGUCGUUCACGUGGAACCAGAGCAUCACGUAGAACUAUUUCACAAGUUCAUGCAAAUCGAGAAACAAAUGAUAACUUGUCAAGAGACGCUGAAGUUAGUGGAAGUGAAUCUCGAGGCGAUGUUUCUGGUAAUUUGCGAGAAGAAAUCAUUAAUAUGUCAAAUCCUCUUGAUAAUUCAACUGAAGUAGUAGCCACUACUAUUGCUGAUAAUUCACGUGAACAAACAGGUUCUGUAUCAUCGUUAGGACAUGACGACGAUGAAGCUGAUGACGGUGGGGAUCCUGAGGCACAUAUUAUGGAAGAAAAUGAGCAAGAUCGAUGGAAAAAAUUUGAAGUUGGUGCGAAAUCGAAUAAAAAUUUAUACUAUAUACCUGACGUUGGUGAAGUGAACCUUACACGUCAACAAAGAAUUACUGCAUUUCUGAAAGUUAUACCAGAGAUUAUACCUUCGAGAAAAUACGAGGAACUUGACAAUUCAUUAAAGACUGUUGUGGAAUUUUUAGAUAACAAUGAAAUUAUAAAAGCAUUUUGCUGUCUUCAACAAAUUUCAAGGUCUCAUACAUAUGUUACAUUUCAAAGGUUGGAUAAAUAUAAGAUAUUUAAUAAGUUGGAUGAAAAGUAUGACAAAAAUCAGGAUAUUAUUGAUGAAUUCCUCAUCGAAGAUGGUAAACCAUCGCCUCUUUUUUCGUUAUUGAUUAAUGGGUUAAGAACAAAAUUAGACGAUAUCUUAACAACACCACAUUUGGUGGACUCCAACUGUGCAAAAAUUCGUCUCCGAGACGUAUUAAAUAAAAAAAUCAAAUUAAAGUUCGUUGGUAAGACGGAAACUUAUUUGAAGAAAGCAUGGCCUUAUCGACGCUUUAAAAAUAUAAGUGAAGGAUUAAUUCGUCGAACAAUGACAAAUAAUGAAAUCGGAAGUUUUGAUUCAACUCGUUUUGAUUCAAAUUCUAAUGAUUCUCAUACGUCAGUUGAUGAUCAUGAUGAUUUUUCGGAAGACGAAGUAGCAAAUAAUAAUGACGCGGAUGCUCUUGCCCAAGAUAACUUACAUAAUGAGGAUCUUCUCGGUUCAAUUAAUCAAGAAUUAAUAAAUAAUGACGAGAAUACUUUAGAUGCUAGAAGACGAGAUAUUAUUCCCUAUGAUUGGGAAGAAGAAAGCAAUAACGAUGAAAGUGGCAUGGAACCGCAUGUCGCGUCUGAUGAUGAUUUUUCUGAUUCAAGCGUUUCUGAUCACUACAAUUUUUGGUUUAUGAAGGAUGGGGUUAAGAAGAAAAUAGCAUUAGAUUCGACUGUAUAUACGGUUAUUCACAGUUAUUUAACAAAGAAAGAAAUUCGUACGCUAAAGAUUGAUGAAAUAUUUGAAAAAGAAUAUGUUAUUCACUUCGAAAAGGUAGAGGAACAGACAUAUGAAAAUGACAAUGAUUUACUUGAUGAAUUGGAAUUUCAUGACCAAAUGCUACUCAUUUUAGAUCUUAUGAGGAAUCUAUAUAAUACAUAUAACAGGAGUGUUUUUGAUUAUUAUGAUCCUGAUAUAUUUCGAAGCUCGCAAAUAAUUCAAAAAUUGAGACCAUUCGAAAAGAAAUUUAUAAGUCGUAUUACUGGGUAUUACCCAAAAGUGAUCGUUACGCUUUUGAGCCACUAUGGGUUCUUAUUUGACGGUUUCUGUCGUCACAAAUAUUUCAUUAGAAAUCUCUUCGGUCUUAGGAAGGUACCAAGAGGCUUGUCUCCAAGCCUAAUCGAUUCAAUUAGGAGUAAAAAACUAUUACCAAAAACUAAGAAAAAAGAGAACGUUCAAAAAGAAGUUUUAACUAAUUGGACUCGAGAGAAAUUUCGCAAGUAUUCUGAUGCAAAAACAACUUUUGGAAUCACUUUCGCAGGAGAGAUGGGAAUAGGUGCGGGUGUUACACGUGAUUUUUUCACACAAAUGUCUCAUUAUUUUCAAACUGUCGGAUCUAAUAUGUGGAUCGAUCUUGAAACCUCGCCCAAUCUUGAUGAUUAUGUGAGCAAUGAGUACAAUUUAUAUCCUACACUGUUUGAUGAAGCUUAUGCUGCUUCAGAUGAAGGAGUUCGCGUGCUUAAGGAUUUCUAUAUUCUUGGAAUGUUGACUGCGAAAUCAUUAGCCGACAAACAAAUCAUGGAAGUUCCUCUCAACAAGUUGUUCCUCAAAAAGCUCAUUUUCGGGGAGUACCCAACUCCAGAACUUUUCAACUACGAUUUUACAAAAUCUGAAAUUCAAAGUCGCAAGGAAAUGAAAGUUAAAAAAUUACUUGGAUUGAUAGAUCAAAUUAAUCCGUCGAUCACCAAAAUGAUAAAUCAUUUUCAUAGCGUUCAAAAUAAUUUGGAAUAUUCGGAUUGUUAUUAUAUUCCGGCUGGUCGUAGUUGGCACAAAAAUAAUUUGGUGUCCAUUGAUCUUCCGGAAUUGGAAUCACAUAAUAGUUUCUAUGUGUUUUUAAAUAAAAUCAAAGAAAUCGUAUUUGAAACUGGAAUCCGUGUACAAAUAAGUAAUUUUAGAGAAGGUUUCAAUCAUGUAUUCCCUCUGGAUCAUUUAAAAAAUUUCUAUACCGUAGAGGAGAUACAUAAAGUGGUCUUUCACAAUAAAAAGGAGGAUUGGUCGUCAGAUGUCAUUCGUCGUGCUUUCUUUGUUAAUAAUGAAAGCUUUAAAAAUGAAGUUGAUAAAAUUUCACAAAUUUUAUCAAAAUUCAAUAUCGAUGAACAACGAAAGAUGCUCCGCUUUUUUACCGGAUCAACAAGGCUUCCUAUCGGUGGAUGGAUCAAAUUAAAACCUGAAUUGGCUGUCAUUGAAGACACGGGAGCCUACCCAAUCGGUAGGACAUGCUUCAACAAGUUGUCUGUUCCUCGAAAUAAUAGUCUCCAAGAUCUGGAGGAUAAGUUGAAGUUAGUGAUCAACAAUAGUGAAAUAGCAGAACGAAUUGACAGAGAAUAA